Molecule: messenger RNA, 2321 nt
Organism: Drosophila subobscura
Lineage: Eukaryota; Metazoa; Arthropoda; Insecta; Diptera; Drosophilidae
Product: polycystic kidney disease 2-like 2 protein
Exons: 8
Coding region: 16-2289 (757 amino acids)
Biological process (GO): detection of mechanical stimulus
Cellular component (GO): membrane
Molecular function (GO): calcium channel activity
Source: RefSeq, a predicted model, not a curated record
CUUCCGACGAGGAAUAUGGCAUUUGGUGAAAGACCAGCCACGAGCCGUGCUCAGGCUCCUGCUUCGGAUAAGAAUACUGCUUCUGAUCCAAAUGAGCCGCCAAAAGAGGAAAGACGCGGCUUAUUCGGACGAAGCAAGAAGACACUGAGUGUGAGCCCGAAAAGAACUACAGUUUCUAAUGGACUAGGGCGCGAUGACCAAAACCAAAAAGGGAAGACUACGCGUAUUCUCUAUACCACAGAUGAGGAAGUUCGCGAUGCUUUACUGGAGUUUGGUGUCUUCAUAAUCUUUCUUGUACUGACAUCUUUGGUUACUCUGUCUGUGCGUCACCCUCACAUGUUCUACUUUAACGAUACUGUAAAAAAACUGUUUACCACUCGAGAACUGGUUGUGGCUCCAUCAGUGACGAUAUCUUUUGAGAAGAUUCUCACUGUCCCAGAUUGGUGGGACUAUUUGGUGUACAACUAUAUAAGAACAUUGCACGGAGAUAUGACAAUUACUACUCCAGAAAGUAGCCUAGAUCCAAAUGGAAAUUUAACCAGUAGGAGCAACUCUGAAUCGUUGCGACAUGGCACAGCGACUCACUGGAAUGCAAGGGAGGGAUAUGUAGACCGCGAUGAUAAUGAAUCCCACCAACGGAACAAGGAAGUUGAAGCACGGACCCAAGAUGUCGGGCUUGAAGACGUAGUUGGGAACGCCAAUGCUGAAAACCGAGACCUGGGUGAACAAACUGUCGAUACAAAAAAAGAUCAGGGUGGUUUGGAUGGAAUCUCACAUCUCCAGGGUCGCGUAUUUUUGCUGGAGAACCUCCUACUCGGUCCCCCGCGACUUCGGCAGAUUCGUGUUCAAAAGGAGAGUUGCCAUGUUAACGAAGACUUUGUACGACACUUCAACACCUGCUACGCCGCAUAUUCGGCGGGAGUCGAGGAGAAAACCGGGUUGCACAAAGGCACACAAUUUCAUUCGAUGGGCGCACUCCACGCCACUCCGAUUUGGACAGUACUGGCAUUCUAUCGUACUGGUGGGUACAUUGCCGAUCUGACCUAUGAAAAGGAUGAAAAUCUUCGGAAAAUAAAUAAACUGAAGGAUGACAAUUGGCUGGAUCGUGGAUCAAGGCUUUGUUUGAUGGAGUUUAAUCUGUACAACGAGAAUACGGACAUAUUUCAGAGCGUCAAACUUCUAGCCGAAAUACCCCCCACGGGAGGUGUGAUUCCACAGACGCAUAUGCAAACUGUCAAGCAGUAUUCUUUUUUCACCGAUCGCAGUCUGACUAUGACUGUGAUCUAUAUAUUUUGGUACAUCAUGGUCGCCUACUACACUAUCUAUGAGAUCAAUGGAUUACGCAAGUCGGGCUGUAAAAUGUACUACAAAUCUUUGCUUAAUGUUCUCGACAGUAUUGUAUUAGUGCUUUGCUACCUGGCCUUGGUCUACAACGUCUGGCAUACCUUCCAAGUUCAGUCCCUUACAACUCAGGCCCAGACGCAUGAGGGCUAUCAAAGUAUUGAUGUUCUUUGUUUCGUGAACAUCAUCUACGUGGAUAUGAUGGCCAUUUUAGCUUUUCUUGUAUGGAUAAAAAUAUUCAAGUUUAUCAGUUUCAACAAAACACUGGUUCAGUUUACAACUACUUUAAGAAGGUGCUCCAAAGAUCUGGCUGGCUUCAGUCUCAUGUUUGGCAUUGUUUUCUUGGCCUAUGCUCAACUGGGUCUCCUGCUCUUUGGUACUAAGCAUCCAGAUUUUCAUAACUUUGUCACCUCAGUCUUGACCAUGAUCCGCAUGAUCUUGGGCGACUUUCAGUAUAAUCUCAUUGAGCAGGCGAAUCGAGUGCUGGGCCCGAUCUAUUUCCUCACCUAUAUUCUACUUGUAUUCUUUAUAUUGUUGAAUAUGUUCCUAGCCAUCAUCAUGGAAACUUAUAACUCGGUAAAGAGUGAAAUUACGCAAGGGCGCAGUCAAUUGGGCUCAUAUAUCUAUAAGAAGCUGGCUGGGGCCCUUUACUGGAUCAUCCACUGUGGCCGGAAGCGACGGGCUCAGCCUACCCGCCCCACUAUUUCUGCCAAUGAGGUUGAUCUGGAUGGCACGAACGCAGAAUUCGAGGAGCCUAAAGUGCUAACAAACAUCACCCAAGCAGACGCACGUUACUUUGAAGAGGUUCCCCCCGAUGUUCAAAACAAGGAACUAUUUCAUCUGACAAAUCGCGUGACACUGAUUGAAGAAAUUCUGGAACAGCUGGUCACCAAUAUGGAUGAUGUACUUAAACGCAUCGAGAGAGAGCAAGGCACAAGAAAGAACUAACCUCCAUGUACAUACAUAUGUAUGCAUCCCAG